UCCCGGCGUGCCCCGCGCUGAUGUCCCGGAUGUCUAUCGCGCCGGAAGAGAAGACGGCCUCUUUCCCAGCCAUCUUUGGGUUUACUAGCAGCGAGCUUAGCGCUCCGGCCUCGCACAAUCCGAGGAACAUCCACCGCUGGAGGGGCCAUCAUGCCCGGGCACCUGCAGGAAGGCUUCGGCUGCGUGGUCACCAACCGGUUCGACCAGCUAUUUGACGAUGAAUCCGACCCGUUCGAGGUCUUGAAGGCGGCCGAGAACAAGAAGAAGGAGGGCACCGCGGGCCCCGGCCAGGGAUCAGGCAAGACCGCGGCUCAGGCCGCCAAGCAGCUCCGCAAGGAGUCCCAGAAGGAGCGCAAGAACCCGCUGCCCGAGAAGAAGGAGGACACCCCGCCGCCCGUGGCGCUCAAGAAGGAGGGUGAGCGGGGGAGGGCUGGGAGCGGGGGGCCCGGCGAGGGGGGAGGACAGCCGAGGCCCGGGGAUACAGACACACACCCCCGGUACCGGGAGACACGGGGGGGCUCCCCCACACCCCGAUACACGCGGGUCUGACAGGGGCCCAUACUGAGAGCCGGGUGUGCUGGGGGGGGUGUUCCCGGGCUGCCCUGCCGGGUGAGGUGACCGCUGACAGGGAGGUUCGGCCUCGCACGUGGUCCUGUCACCGGGGAGAGGCUGUGGCGGGAGAUCUGCCGCCGACCACGUGCUGACAGGAGGGGGAGGGGCCGGGGGCUGUCACAACACGCGCACACGGCCCUCACCCCUAAACCGGGCACUGGGGGUCCCCUAACCGGUAUAUAGGGGUAAAGGGGGGCCCUCACCCCUAAACCAGGCACUGGGGGUCCCCUAACCGGUAUAUAGGGGUAACGGGGGGCCCUCACCCCUAAACCAGGCACUGGGUGUCCUCUAACCGGUAUAUAGGGGUAACGGGGGGCCCUCACCCCUAAACCAGGCACUGGGGGUCCCCUAACCGGUAUAUAGGGGUAACGGGGGGCCCUAAACCAGGCACUGGGUGUCCUCUAACCGGUGUAUAGGGGUAACGGGGGGCCCUCACCCCUAAACCAGGCACUGGGGGUCCUCUAACCGGUAUAUAGGGGUAACGGGGGGGGCCCUCACCCUUAAACAGGGCCCUGGGGGGUUCUCUAACAGGUAUAUAGGGGUUACGGGAGGACCUUACCCCUAAACCAUGCACUGGGGGGGUCUUCUAACCUGUAUAUAGGGGUAACGGGGGCCCUAAACCGGGCACUGGGGGUCCCCUAACCGAUAUAUAGGGAUAACGGGGGCCCUCACCCCUAAACUGGGCACUGGGGGUCCCCUAACCGGUAUAUAGGGGUAACAGUGGAGGGGGUAUUCAAUCCCCAGGAGAACGUUGGGGAGCGCUAGGUAUCCCCGCGAAUAGCUGGCUCUAGGCUCUCAGUAAGUUCUGCUUUCUGUUUAGACAAUUUUGGCCUAAAAACAACCCCUCCCCCAGUUACUGUGGCAGGUCUCCCCACCUCACAUGGUGGUACUGUGCCAAGCUGGACACUGACCUCACUGAGGGUGAGAUUGUAUAGAAUCAGUUUAGGAUUCUAAGAUGGUUAUUUACUAAUGUGAGAAUUCAAAGGGAGUUUAAUUUUAAGGUCAAAAUAGCCAAACUGACUAUGCUCUCAAUUUGGCUUCUCUGGCCUUUAAUUUGAAAUUCUCUAUGAAUUAUCACUCCGUGCUUUAUAGAACCUGUAACAGGGCGGACUAUACACAUUCAAGGUGCAUUGGCCUGACAUAACUUACAGUUUUUUUUGGGGGGGAGGGGGUUCUUUGAGUAUAUACCCUCUCAUUGUAGUAAGGUCCUCAUGUCACCUUGUUAUUCAUGACAUUCAUUACAUUGUGUCUCCAAAGAGAUCACUACUCUCAUGGCACAAUGUAGGCUGUUCUAAGUGAUCCUUAUGGGUAUGCUGGAGUUUAUCACGAUAUUAACUUUGUUGCCAACAUGUAUGACAGAUUAAGUGAAUGUCAGCUGUGUAGUGUAAUCCUUUUAUGAAGUGUCUCUGCGUUUUCUAUUUUGUAAUAGAAUCCUGACAUUUUGGGGUACUCUUGGAAUAGAUAAAAUCGACUAGCAUUUAGUCCAGGCACAGGCAGCCUUUUUCACUGCAGAUGUUUUGGACUACACCUCCCUUGAUCCUUUGCCAGCAUUAUGUGUGUAAGAGCAUUGUGGGGGAUGUAGUCCACAAUAUCUGGAGUGAAAAAGAUUGCUAUCCCUGAUCUAGUUAGUCAUUGCAUGCUGGUGAUCUGUGUGAAUCUAGUGCCGCAGGUCAGAUCCAAAAACAAGGAUUUUAUACGCUCUCAAACAGACCUGUCUGUGUUUUCCAGGUCCUUUCGCUAGUCAGGGUGAUACAAGAAGUUUUAACAAGUGUGUUUUGUGUGUAAAAUAAAAAUCUGAAAAGGAUAUGUUUCAGAUGUCAGUAGUCGGCCAGUUCAUGUCUUACAUUUAAUAGCACUCAUAGUUAAUUAAGUAGACUUGGACCACGUGACAGAACGGUAAAAGUAUGUUACUGAACCCUGCAUAUCAAAAAUAUUAGAAGUUCUGAAUCCUCGGACUUGCUCAUCAAAUAUCUUACCGGUAAUUUGUAGAAUAACAGCACGUUUCUCGGUGUGAGUUGGUGCUUUGUAACAAGUGGGGAAUCUCUUAUGCAGUAGGGAAGUCUGUGACGGAACCCCCAGAAAACGCACUUUGCCCUUUAAGAAGAUAUAAAUAGAGCAGAUUGUGUGUUCUCAUGCGAACAUGUGCACAAGACUUUUUAGGGGCUAAAUGGCACAAGAGCACUUAAUCGUUCCUGAGAUAAUUGAAAUUGCUUUAAUACAUACAUAGACGUAAAACCUGGCUUUACUGGAAAAGCUCGAAUAAGCUUACAAACACAUUAGCUACACAGCCCAAACCUCCAUUGUUGUAAAUCUUUACUUUAAAACAUUUCUUUACAUUCAGAGCGUUUAGUGUCCCUCGAUCGUGGCCACUGGCCUGUGUUCACUUGUUACCAGUGUGUUGGUGAUUGCUGGGGGCGGGUUCUAUUGCUCAUUCUACAGUUUUUUUUUUUUCCCAGAGUCAGCUUCUUUUUGUGACCACACCCAGGCAUCGUUUUUAAGCAAAUAAUUGUAUGCUGGGGGUGUGAUACAGUUAUUAGGUUGAGCUGCUGUUUGAGGUUUGGUGUGUGUGUGUGUGUGUGUGUGUGUGUACACGUGUUUAAAUUUCUUUUCUCUUCUCCUUCAAAUCUCUGCCUAAAGUGGCUACAAGCAUUCAUUGGCAUGGGUAGCAGUAGUUAAUCCCCCUUAUACUGCACUUUCAGCAGCUGUUGUCAGCUCGUUCAGCAGCAGCAGUAGUAGUAGUAGUACAGAGCCUGCAUCUUCUGCUGCUACGCUUAGAGAGGGGGCCAGGAUGUGCUGUCACUCAGAACUCCCUGCUAGUCAGUGAAAGGGAGGCAGUGCCAAUAUAGCCUUAAUAUUGGAAUGCCAUCUAUAAUGUGAUUUGGCUGCUGGGCAGAUAUUCAGAAAUCCCAUGUGCUAACUAUGUGAUAGGCAGUCUAACUUGGAAGUUUUUACCUCUUAGGGUUUGAUUGGUUAUAGUAAAGAAAAAAGGUCCUAUUAUUUUCUUUUUCAAAUCUAUAAGUGUCAGUUGGUUACUGUUACACUUGUUAUCUAACUUACUAGUACUACUAAAUUAUAGCAUCAAACACCUGUAUAUGCUGCCCACACAGUGUCUAUAGUUAAAUUUACAUUUUGAAGUAAUUAUUUUUAUUUUUUUUAAUAGUGUAAUUUGUGGUAAAUGGUCACAUUGUGUAUUUAUUUAAAAAAGGUUUAUUAUGGGAUUGGUUAAAACAUUGUGAAUGUGCAUUUUAGAUUUUUCUGAACAGAGGUUUUAAAAGCAGAACUGAGCACCAAGAUAAAGAAUGGUAUGUUUUUACAAUUGUGUGGAGUACAUUAGAAUGGGAUUACACACUUGCAAUACACCCUUUCCCCCCUAGGAGUCAGUCAUGCUCCUUGCCCUGCAUGUUUACAUGUUUCUCUUCAAUAUCUGCUCAGGUAUCAGGAGGGUUGGCAGAAGGCCUGACCAGCAACAACCACAACAGCAGGCACCUCAGCAGCAGCAGGCUCCACAAGCCCCACAGGGUGAAGGGAAGCCCAUCGACAGGAGACAGACAGACAGACGGCCUCCCCGUGAACGCCGCUUUGAAAAGCCAGUUGAAGAGAAGGGUGAAGCUGGAGAAUUCUCUGUGGAUAGGCAAGUCUUAUUGCAAUUGCUGAAUGUUGGUAACAUGCUUUUACAUUUUCAUAUUAUUAAAUCAGCAAGACUAGUAAGGUUUUAUAUAUGUAAUAGCUAUCUAUUCGUAUUUGUUUGUUUUUUUUGUUUUUGUUUUUUUGGAAUUGUAUUAACUGGGCAUAGUCCACUCCUAAUGUUUUAGGAAGGAAAGUCUCUUUGCACCUCAAUUACUACAUUUAAAGGGAUACUAGAGGCACUCGGACCACGUCAUCUCAUUGAAGUGGUAUGGGUGCAGUGUCCCUGUCACACUUAAUCCUGCAAUGUAAAACCACUACUAGAGGCACUUACUAGAACGGAGUACAGUGUCAGAAAAACACACAGAAAAGUCAAGGCAAUGCUUUUCUAUGGGGAAGGCUUAAUGCGCCAGUGGUAUAUCCGAAAACUAUAAUGUUGUAUAGGUGGGGGAAUUAAUGAGACUGUUUACACCUGCUGGUCUUAAAACCACACAUGCAUAAUACAGCAGUUCAAUGAUUUCAAGGGCUGUCUAGACUGUCAGCUUGUGGAUACACUGCAAUGUUGGAGCAAAACCAAGCUAAUUAUGUCUAAGUAAAACUACUGCAAUGAUUUAUAAAGGUCCCCCCUAGUUUUAACCUUGCAGCUGAAAACAUGUUUUAGAGGAACUGCUAUGUUUACACUGCAGGGUUAAUGCAGUCUCUAGUGGCUUUCUCCUUAACAUCCACUAGAGGCCGCUUUCGUGAUUUACAGAGUAAAUCACACUUAUCUGACGCUGGACGUCCUCACGGAGUCCAGCGUCAAGAUCCCCAUAGGAAAGCAUUGAGUAAUGCUUUCCUAUGGGCGGGUCUGAAUGCAUGCGCGCCCCUCUGGUUCAACUCAAGAGCUGACGUCGGCGGGGGAGGAGAGGUCACCAGUGCCGAGGUAGCCCGGUGCAGGAUUAAGGUAAGUGGCUUCAGUGCCGAGGGAGAGGGCUCUCCAAGAGCCUAUAGUGCCAGGAAAACUGGUUUGUUUUUCUGGCACUAUAGGAUCCCUAUAACUUUUUGAAGUAAAGUUAUGUUUUACUACUUGCUGGUUCUAGCGAAUUUUUUUUAUUUUAUUUUUUCCCUUCAUCUUUUAGCUGUCUCUUCUUACAGAACCUGGCGGGAGUGGUCCUCUAAAUGACACAUCAGAAAAACUAAUCUGCAUGUGUUUGGCGUGGCUCUUUAAAAAGACACGCUAGGCACUAUUACUAAUUUAGCUAAUUGAAAUGGUUAUGGCACAGUGGUUUUGGGUGUGGUCCUGUAUUGUGUUGUUUUUUUAUUUUUUUUAUUUCCUGUUUAUUUUUAACAAUGAGGUUCUGUCCAGCACCCAAACACAGUCCCUCACCUGCUAUUCUGAUAAUGUUGAAUUUUUGGUCCAAAGAGCCGUGAGUGCUGGGUGUGGGGUGCAGUUUUCCUUGCACUUGGAGACCUUCGCUGCUCUCCCUGUUAAGACAGAUAAGGCUUAAGUUUCAUUCAAUUUUUCUGAGAAGGUAAAGAUCUUGGCUUUAGGUGCUAUGCAUUGUUCUCUGUUCAAAAGAUUUGACAGAAGCAUGGGGUUGGGAGAACCGUUCCAUAAACCCUACAGUGAGCUGUAAUGGUCAUGUUGCUUGGUUUUCCCCCAUUUAUUAUUGAUGUAGUGGAACAAAUUGUGUCCUACUAAAUAGCAAAUUGUUUAUCUGGUUUCAUGUAUUUAUAUUUUCCCAUCCAUUUCAGACCCAUCAUUGAAAGACCUGUUCGUGGACGUGGCGGCCCUGGAGGAAGAGGACGUGGUGGACGCGGACGUGGAUUGGGCAGAGGAGAUGGAUUUGACUCCCGUGGCAAACGUGAAUUUGACAGACAUAGUGGCAGCGACAGAGCGUAAGUUUAUGCUCUUCUGUUUUUGUUUUGUUGUUUUUUUUGUUCUGUUUUCCCCAAAACUUCCACACACUGACCAUAUAACUCAUUUUGGUUAGUUCUUCACAUUUCAGUGGCCCGAAGCAUGAGGAUAAGCGUGGUGGCAGUGGACAACACAACUGGGGAAAUGUUAAGGAUGAACUGAGGUUGGUGAAAAUAACCUCGUUAUUUUUUUUUAUUUUUUUAAAAUCCUAUCAUUUUGUGAAAAACUCAGCAUGUCCUAGUGGCAAGUUAUUUAUUCUAAAUGAGAUUAUUCUGUCUUUAUCAUUUGCUCGAGUUUCAUUGUGACUUUGAAGAGUUUCUAUUGUAUGCUUGAUGUUAUGCUGAGGUCUUAUAGGGAAAUCGUGACACUUAAUUAAAAUCUGCCACAGUUUCUGUUCUUCUGCAGUUUAAGUAGUUUAAAGGGACAUCUUAAUGAAGUCGUUUUGAUUUUUGCAGUCCAUGGAUGUAGUCUUACAUCAAAGUGUUAAAACCAUUUUUGAAAGGUUUCAUACUUUGGAUGCCUGUCAGCAUAUCCUGUCUCUUCUGUUGAGCCAUCAUACUAAGCAGAGAAGGGAAUCAUUGAUCAGCAUAUUUCUCUCCAAUGGUUUAACAUCUAAAAGGGAUUCUAUAGUGCCAGGAAAACAGAGCUGUUUUCCUGGCACUUUAGAAUUCUACGCCAUCCUCCCUCGCACUCCUUCAGAGACUUAUCUGAAUCCAGCGCCGAUGUCCCUUUUUUUGACGUCGGCGAGGGGACCUAAUGUGCAUGCGCGGCAACGGCCGCCCUUGCGUUAGGGUUUCCCCGUAGGAAAGCAUUAUUAAUGCAGGGGCGGCCUAUGGGGGAAAAUGUGAUGCUGGAGGUCCUUGUGCAGCGCGUGAAGAUGCCCAGCAUCAGAUAACGGACCAAAGGUCCAUUUCAAACCAGGAAGCCCUCUAGUAGACAGCCACUAGAGUUGGUGUUAACCCUGGAUUGUAAUUGGCAAUAAUUACUAUUGCAGGGUUAAGGGAGGUGGGACAGGUCUGGGUGAUUAGUGUCCCUUUAAGCUAAGCCUCAUCCAGGUACACCAGCCCUCAUUGAAAUAAAGUAGUUUUUAUGGAAGAGUCCUUUUUAAAGCAGCUCUAUUAACUUCCUAAUGGUGCAGGAUAAGGUAGUUGUUACCUGAACCUGUCCCUCAAAGCCACUGUCAUUUUUCUAUCGCAAAAUCCUUUUCAAUCGAGGCGCUUCAUCUGCCAGGAGCUGCUGUCAGCGCUGCCCGAGAGUACAAAACUGUCUGUGGAGAAGACUGGGCUCAUCAGCUCUCAAAUGUGGGGUUUUUGAUUUUUGGAGAGGUGUUGGAAAAAAUACAUACUACAAAGUAAUAGUAAUUCUUACUAUUGUAUUUUACAUUUUAGCUGCAUAAAGGUAACCUCAGUAUCUGUAAUAGCUGUGUUUAAAAAAAAAAAAAAAAAAAAAAAAAUCACUCUGUGCUGGAUGCACCUCUAACUGUAGCUCAGGCAGGGUAAGCUAAGCAGUCAGUAAGAAAAAUGAGGGCAACACAACCAGAUGCAGGGUGCACCAACAGUUCUACCACCAUUUAUUUGAAGGACAAAAUACAGCUAUGGUUUUAGGUUGCUCCUUUGUCAAUGUAUAAUUUCAAACCGUCUUUGAUACAGAUUUUAUAUUGCGCCAACAUAUUCCACAGCCAACAUAUACCUUAUGGGUAGACAAGGCAGCAAAGUGAGGGUAUAAAGUGAUCUGAAUGUACCAGAGGAUGGGAAGGGUGCUUUGGAGCAAGAAGCACAGUUGAUGGGAGUCUGCAGAGGAAGACUGAUUCCUGGCUAAACACUCCAACCUUGCAAUUCAAAUUAUAGGCUUUGUUUUGUAUAAUUCAGUAAAAUUCCAAUGUAAUCUGAAACUUUCAUAAUGAGUUGAUAUUCAUGUAAACAUGAAGUUACGGUGUUGCUUUAAAGUGGUGUCUUGCCCUUUUAUUCUAAACAAAGUAAUACUCUAUUACUUACCAUCAUUUUGUCUCCAUUUUUAGUGAAUUGGACCAAAGCACCGUCACUGAGGAAGCCCCUGAAGCAGAGGAACAACCAGUUGUCGACUCUGAAAACAAGUAAGUAUUAACUCCGGUCUCAUUUUGUAAUGAUGGUAAAAGAAAUUUAGUUACUGGUCUGUUUAGUUGCCGUCUGUCACAAACCCUAUCCCCACCCACUUGUUAUAUGUAAAAAAAAAUCACUUUUUUUUUUCUCUCCAUUAUUUGGAAAUUGGGAAAACUGUGUAUGUUAAUCAGGUUACUGUUGUAGCAAAAACAUAAGGUGGAUCUGUGAGCAGCUUUCCUGCUUGUAUAUCUUCUACUAAAAAAGACAAACAUAUCAUCGCCAAGUGAACCAGGUAAUGGCAGUUAUUACUGAUGCACACAUUUGCAUGCUCCUUAUAACAUUUUGCCAGUGUUCAUGAAAUCAUGGGAGAACUAGUGAAUCAGAAUUCAUGGUUCAUUAAUUCUUCUCACACCAAAAUACAAACCUGUAUUCCUGACACUAGUUCUAAAACCACAGUUUAGAUGGUCGACCCUGCCCCCCUUACCUCAAGUAAGAGGUUAUUUACUCACCUUUUUUCAAGCUACUUAUGCAGCGCUUCACAUCUGGUCCCACCCCCGAUAUGCCUUCUUGGUUGACAUCAACAAAAUUGAUAAUCUCAGCCAAUCACCUAAGAAAGGAUUAGUUGAGAUUGUAGAUUCUGAUUAUAUCCGUUAAGAAGGCGGGGAUGGACGCCGCCCUGGCCAAUCAGCAUCUCCUUUAGAGAGAUGUAUUGAAUCAAUGAGCAUGGAGAUGUUGAAUGUCAGUGCUGCACACUUUGCAGCACUGCCCCAGAAAGAGUCUCUAUUGACUAGUGGAAUUUCUUUAGCUCUUAACCCCUUAAGGACACAUGACGUGUGACAUGUCAUGAUUCCCUUUUAUUCCAGAAGUUUGGUCCUUAAGGGGUUAAGGAUAGAAGCAAUUGUCCAAUUGACGCUGAACGGCAGAGCUGCCUACUGUGCAGUACUGAGCCAGGAAGCACCUCCAGUGGCCAUCCGAGGAGUGGCCACUUUGAGGUGUCCCUAGGGGCAAUGUAAACACUCUUUUCUCUGAAAAGGUAGUGUUUGCAUUAAGAUGUAGUUGUCCUGGUGACUAUAGUGUCCCUUUAAAAAAAAUAAUAAAUAUAGUUAAAGGACAGAAAUGGCUUUCUUCGAAGAUUGAUAAUUCUAUAUGUAUACCUGAAACAUGGAGUAUGAAAAAUGUUUAAAAAAUGGUCUGCUAAAUGGAACAAACCUUUCUACAUAUAUAGAAAUGUAUUGUGCUUAAUUUUUUCUUCUAGGGAAAACGAGGCAGGCGAAGGGCCCAAGGAAGAGGGUCCUAAGGAAAUGACUUUGGAUGAAUGGAAGGCUAUGCAAGAUAAGGAACGCGCAAAAGUUGAAUUUAACAUCCGGAAACCAAAUGAGGGCGCUGACGGCCAAUGGAAAAAGGGAUUUGUCCUUCACAAGUCAAAGAGUGAAGAGGUAACUUUAAUUCUGCUGUUUUGGCUCUUUAACACCAUGUUUGGUUGGUAAAAUUAAACUUUUGUUUUAAUCAAAUGUCAGUAAUAGUUAUUUGUUUAACAAAUUAGAAAGGUGUGACUAGUCUGUAAAUGGUUGUGUGUGUGUAUUUUGUUUUUUUUAAGGGGACACUAACAUGAUUGAAUUUGAUUUUAUUUAUUUUUAUAUUCAUUUCUUAAAUACAAUCCUGUUAUAAAAUAUUUUUCAGAUCAAUGUAGAUGACAGCUUGCAAACAAUUGUAAGUUUAUGACCGUUUUCUUAAAAAUUUGCUUGUUUAGAUUUCUACUUUUCUUGGCUAAGAAUACCUAUUCAAAAUUUACUGCUUUGCUGUGACCAGUGGAAUGCCUUGAUCUAAUAGAAUUUAUCCCUAAGACAUGCACUAUUGGUUCCCUGUGGGCAUCUCUAAGCUUUGUCAAUGAGCAUUGCCAUUCAAUGAGGCUUCAUUAAAGGGGCAUUGGACACCAAUUCAACUCUAGCUUCAUGAAGCAGUUGUGGUGUGUAGGUCAAGCCCCUGCAGUCCCUCUGGACAGUUCUGUCAUUUAGGAGGUGUAUAAUUUGUUUGUUUAUGCAGCCCUAGCCACACCACCUCUGGCUGAGACAGACAGCUUGCACAAAGAAAUGUUUUCAUUUUCAGAUGUAAACUUGCUUUAAAUGUUUUUCCUCUUGCUCUGUAAAUUGAACUUUAAUCGCACACAGGAGUCUCCUGCAGAAUCUAGAUGGCUAUUACAGAGCAGGAGUUUAAAAAAGGUUUCUAAACUAAACAGAUUGUGCAAUAAAGGAAAUGUAAACCAUAGAUCUCUCUAAGAUCCAAGUCUCUGUGUAUGGAGACUGCAAGUCACAUGCAGAGAGGUUUGAUUAGGGCUGUAUAAACAAAGUGAUUUAGGUCAGAGAAUUGUGCAGUGAGACUAUGGGGGCAUGGUCUAUACCUAAAAACUGCUUCAUUAAGUUAAAGUUGUUGUGGUGCCUAUAGUGUCCCUUUAAGAGUAACUAUCUCUCAGAAUGUUACAAUAUUCAUGAUAGUGUCCCUUUUCACAGAAUUUGAAAAACUUGUAGUUAUAUGGUGGUUGGCGUAUUGGCCCACAGAUGACCCCGGUGUCUGUUUGAACAGGCUCCGUAUUCUACCUACUCCCACCACCAUUUAAACAGGAGCUGUCACUUAACGUUUUAAAUAUUGUGUACUUAUCCCUUUUAUUUAAUAGACCUGUAUUUGUAAGGUGAAAUAAGCAUAGAACUCCAAACCUCUCAUCUAAGACACUCAUUCUUUGAUCAUUAUCAGUCCGCGUAGAGAAAACAUACAGAGAAGAGAAGAAAUACAGAUUCAUAUUUUUCCAUGCACUCAAACCCCCUCUCCUCAGCAGCCAUGGCUACUGUAUACAUCAGCCCAAAUGCAUAGGAAGAACCCAGGACAUACUUGAAAACGAGAGAAAUCUCAAUGUAUCUUUCCUGGUAAAAUAUUUUAUAAAUAAAUAAAUAAAUAUAAAUAAAUAAGUCUAAAUAACGGGAGGUGUUAACUAAGUAUGCAUGGGGUUGUCAUCAGCACUGUCUUGUAUUACACAGCCAUGUUACAAACACACAAAAUGAUGCCCUUUGUUAUAACUCCUACUACUGGGGAGCAGCAAUAACUAGAGUACACAUAAGCCCAAAUGCAUCUAUAUAUUCCAAAUAUGCAAUGCGCCCUCCCCCCUCCUUGUUUGAAAUGCAUUGUUUAGUUUGGUCAGUAUUUAAUUGAAAUUCAGUGGUGUAAAUUCUUCAAAGAAGUGACAGCUCCCCUUUAACUCUUGGAGGUCUGAUAGGUAAUGCUGGUUGUUAUAGACAGCUGGAGAGCAAACAAAUAGAGCACCAAAACGUCCAACUACAAGCAUGGUUCAGUUUGUCCUUGUUGGUUUUGUACCUUUGAAAGCAAUUUGUUUUGCAUCAUGUGACUCGAGCUUGAGACCUUUACAAUUUCCCUAAUCAUGUGUUUGAUUCAGAAGAUUAUAGAAUGAAGUCUUAUUUGAUUUAUUUUUGCCCUCACUUUGUCAAGAUUAAUAUGCGUAAAUGUAUUUGUGAGAACAGUACUGUUACAGAUAAUGGUAACAUGGCUGAGAAAGAUGCAGAAACAUCUUGAUGUCUAGUGCUAUCAAACUUAUUGUAGGAGGGCCACUCGAAGGCUCAUUUGAAUCUUUUAACAAAAGGGUUCUCUCUGCGGCCAUCGUUGUAAUCUGUUACACUAAUCUUUAGACUGUAAUGAUUUGCUGAGACUCAUGGGCUCACACUAUCCCAGUCUUCCUAUCCAAGGAAAACCAAAAGGACAGUAUUCAUAGAUUUAGAACCAUAUCCACUAAAUAAGCUGUAAUAGUAAUGAUAGACUAAUUUACAAAGGGCACUCUAUUUCCUCUUCCCUCAUACUUCACACCUUGUGCUGUUCCUUCUUUUCCUGUCAACACUAUUCUGCAGUUGCUCAGUUCUACUUAAUACCUGGUGCUAUGUUUGUUUUUUCCUGCUUUUGCCCAGCACCCUUGCAUAAUAUUGCACCUUUGCUUAUCUGUAUUCUGUAGAUCUUUGAGGACAGCCCAUGAGCAUAUCAAGCCCAUCUGCUUUCAAUGACACCUAUUGCAUUGUGUGCUCAUAUAUGUGUAACCCAAGGCUGAACAAAUGUCUAGAGCAUUCUAACUGGCUUGUAAAAUAUCACUGCUCGCAGUUACUUUUUGUAGAGUUAAGUUCAAAUGUCUGUGGCGGCAUAGUUUUAAUUAAUCCUCCCCCCUCCCCCUUAAAUAAUGCACAAUUUUUGUUCGUCUCUGUGCCUGCAUCAUAAAAUUUUACACUUAAAGUUUAAUUAUUUUUUUAAAACUCUACUUUGGUUGCAGAAUAAAUUUAUUUGGUUUCUGCUUAAUCCGUUAGUGUGCAAUUAUCUUCCUUUUAGAAAUUGUUUUCUGAAAUGACCUUUUCCCUAAGUGCAAGUUUUACUAGUUGCGAGCCUGCAGUUCUCUGGCUUUGUGUGCUGUCUUUUUGUGUUCAUUGCAUCGGCACAAAAAACGUUCUCAUAUUUUGGUUCUAGGUUCACGCGGAGUCUGACGCUUUUGACCAUCACUUCCGUAAGCCUGCAAAUGAUAUCACUUCACAACUUGAGAUCAACUUUGGCGAUCUUGGCCGGCCUGGUCGAGGUGGCCGAGGCGGCCGGGGUGGUCGUGGCCGCGGUGCAAGGCCAAGCCGUGGAGGGAAAAUUGACAAGGUAACGCCUUUAGAAAACAACUUCACUGAGCCAAGGCGCGUCGGGAAGACUUACCAGGUAAACUUUAUAAAAUUGCCUUGCAAAAAUGCUCCAGUGAAUUGCAUAAUGUUUAGAGUAAAUUAAAGUGUUUUUUCCAGAAUUAUAAAACUAACCCUCAGUAUAAGUUAGCACGUACAUUCUUUUGUUUCUAGUGUUUUCUCCUGCACAUUGUCCAUUCAUGUUCGGUAACAUAUUGGCACAUGUUGCACUGUGAAGAACCGUACUCUCCUCUUCUCAUGAGUGUUUAUCUUUUUUUCCUUUUUUUUUUCUUUUUCUUUUUUCAGUCAAGCGAUUCUUCUGCUCCUGAUGUAGAUGACCCAGAAGCUUUCCCAGCUCUGGCGUAAACUGGCUGAGUCCAACCCUGGUGCCCUUGAGGCCCCUUCUACGAGGCUUGCAUGCUUAAGGAUCCUGAAACAACUCCUCCAAAUUAAGGAAGAAAAAUAAAAUAACCCAAGACUGUCAGUCAUACCUUUCACACCUAUGGACUGAAUUUUAUCUGUUUUGAAAAUGGACUUCUCUUGCUACGCAGAAGCAAACUCAUAUGGUAGUCCAGUUUUGUAUUAGAGAUGUAAUGGUAGCAGGGACAUUUUCAUAAUUUUUUCAGAGAUUAUGCAUUCUUCAUGAAUACUUUUUUGUAUUGCUGCUUGAAAAUAUGCGUUUCCAAACUUGAAAUAUAGGUGUGAACAGUGUGUACCAGUUAAAGUUUUCAUUUUCAUCCGUGUUUUUAUUCUCCACAAACAGGAGGGGUUUUUGUUUUAUUUGCAAACUGUAAAUCUUGCUUUAACAUUUUUAGAAUUCCUCUUUGCAGCUGCAUAUUUGGGAAAGGCUAGCUUUAAUUGGCAGAGUUGCAAUCCGCUUAAAAAUUGUUGACCGUCUAAUCUUUUGUUUGGGAGAAGAUAAAUUUCGCCUUGGUUGUGGAGAUUUUUAAACACUCAACCCUUUAAAUGCCAGCCAGGGGAGGAGCGCAAUUGCUCAAUCCUUGGGCAUUCAUAGGGUGUCACGAAUUCUAGGUACACUGCUAAUUUGGGAAGCAAUUCUCCACCCUCACCUGCCAAUGCUUGUGUGUAUUUGCAAACCUACCCUGAGUUACUGUCAGAACCUUCUGUGCCACCUGAACUAGACUUGUGCUGCAUGUUUCUUCAGCACCCAAACUUGCGUUCUCCGUCGGCACGUCACAGAAACAAAACCUCAAAGUGGGUUAAACUUAACGUAAAACCAACUUUCCCUGGAAUGUUGCUGCAGUUUCACAUGUAGUACAUCCAUCACAAUGUUUCUUUCUUUUUAUGGCCCUUUCUGGAAACUUCUUCCAUUUACAAGAAAAUUGAGAUACCAAACAAGAUCAUAAUAUUCUGUUCCAUAUGCUGCAAUCCUUGUAUGAAGAGACAUAUUAUAUAUAUAAAUUUUUUUAUUUUUUAAGAGCACUAGGGAAGGGUUAAUGGUCACGGUGGAUAACCUACAUCAUUAUAGGAGGUUACCAGUUUUCUUGGAAAGUAAAAACAAACCCUUUUUUUGCUUUGAAAUUUGUCUACUAUCUCAGCUUUUGGGCUUCGAUGGCUGGUUGACAGAUGAAUGUUUUCUCACCUAAAGGGUGGUAAUACAAAUCCCACUUCCCUUUGGGCUUUUUAGCUUAUUUAAAUUGUUCCUAUGAUGUAAACAUUACCACUUAAACAAAAACAAAAAAAAACUACAAGACACAAUAGGAUAACUAAGAGAAAAAAAAAAAAUAACAAAACCUCAAAAAAGAAAAAAAAAAAGUUGUCUACAGUGUUAGAAGAUACUGCUUUUAUUUAAUAUUCUUUUUACAUUUUUUUUAGCAGGCUUUAAAUUUGUAGGUUCUUAUCUGCAUAGGUUAAUUGAAAGAAAAAAAAAAUAUUAUUGCCCUAUUUUUAUAAACGUUGUACAGAAGAGGCAACAAAGUAUUUGAAACAUGCAAAAACCACAAUUGCCACCUUGUGUUCUGCAGAAUGUCAGAAUCUGGUGUGAUUGGUGGUUUGUUGUGUUUUUUAUUUUUGUUUAGUUUUUUUCCCCUCAACAGGCUAGUUUUUUUUUUUUGUUUUUUUUUUUAUUAUUCCAAAUAAUUUUACUUUAGGACUACAAGCUGGGGCAUCAGUGACCACAUUGGUGCAUUAACCUAUAAAUGAAGUAAGCCUUCACAAAAAAAAAAACAUUUUUCAGCAUCUGACUCAAAUUUAGUUGCCUGUGUCUGUGGGGAUUGUUUGUGCUCGGUUUGGGACAAUCACAAAUACACUUGAUAAGUAUCUUAGGAAAUUGCAUUUUCCACCUGACCGUAAACAAGCAUUUGAAUUUUGCAGUGAGAAUUUGAACCUUGAUGUGCAAUUGAUUCAUUUUAAAUCAAUAUUGAAAUAGAUGAUCCUUGCUGGCUCUGCGGACUUGUGUCUGGUUUAUGUUUGAGAUUUUUGCAACCUGUAUUAAAAUCUCAUGGUACUAGCCUACUAGGAAUGUUUACGUUUUCCAAACUCUCCUCCCUUUGGCUAAGUUCCCAUACAGGUUUAAGAUUGAUUAGAAGUGUUUAUGCACAUGUGACUGUGCAGGGUACAUACAUAAAAAUAAAUCUACCAACAGUCCUAGCUCUUGGCAACAGGCAAUUUGAGAUAUUGGUCAAUAUCCAUCAGUAAACUGCUGCUGUUUUCGCUUGUGUUUGUAAAUUUGCCUCUUCAAUCCAUUUCUUUGUGAACUAAAACUGUGACCUUAUCUGUCUGGUGGAUGCUUAUUGAAUUAAAGGUUAAUUUUCAUGCUUUUGUUAGUUUCGUGGAAGGUUAAUAUGAUGGCCGCUUUUUUUUUUUCUUAUAUUUUUUUGGGGGGGUGUAUUUCUUAUUAAUAUGUGCUUGCAUGCAGAAAACAAGAUGUUGAUUGUUUAAAAUAUAUAUUUUCCCCCUCAUUUAUCUGGGCUAAUUAUCCAGGCUAAAUGUUAAGUUUUGAGUCAAAAUUCAAUGUAAAAGACUUUAAACCCAAGCAUGAAAGUUCACCUUUUGAAUUGGGCACCCUUUAUUUGUUUAGAGCAGGGGUGUACAGUCUUGGCAUAUCAGGCACUGUUGGGCUACAUGUCGUCUUAUGCUCUGCUGUCAGUCAGAGUAUAGGGAAAACUGUAGCCUCACUGAAGCCUGAGGGUUAAGAUUUUACACCAGUGUUGGAGAAUAAUUAACCAUUCCCAGACAGGGUAUAGAAGUCCAGGUAAGGUAUUUAUAUUAAGUCCGUGUAUGGAUUUUUACAUAUUCAUAUGUUCAAUGCUUAAAUAAGACUACUGUGUAAUAAUUUCAUAUAAUCUCAUUCCCACUGACAUUAGAGAACCCUUGACUUAAUAAAUGCUGGUCCGAGGCCUAAAGCUGAAACCUGAGAUGUACAAAUUUAUGUGCUUUGCAUUACAUAUUUUUUUUUCUCUCAAAGUUUUCCAUUUUCUGCUCCCAGAUCUAAUGGCUAAUCCAGGUUUCUCGUUGUUACAUAAUAAAUGUGUGUUUUUUUUUGUUUUUUUUUAGGGUGCACUUUUGUAAUUAUGUAAGUGGAUUCAGUACAAUUAAAUUGUGCUAAAUCCAAGAUUUAUGAACAGAGACACUCAGAACUCUCUCGGAAAUGAAUCGCACCAAAAAUUUAUUUUCAAAACUUAGUACAGGGUUAUUAAACAAACUUCAAAUUCUAGGGAACUACAUUCAUAUGGAAUAAUGGAGGCAGACGUGACUGAUUUGGGAAAAGUCUUAAACUCCUCUAUAGUUGCGGCCUUGUCUGUUUUUAGCCUCCGUGUUGCCAUUACCACCUUACUUUCUAAAAUCAAGAAUUUAGUGACCAUCCCUGACUAUAAUUAAAGUGGAUCUGUCUUCCAGAGAAUGACAAUUCCUUCUCUCUCCCCCCUCCAGUAAUUCCCAUUGCAGGGUCCACUGUAGUGUUUGGUUUUUAUUAAAAAAAAACCAAAAAAAAAAAACGCUUCCUCCACUGCUGGAUUGUGACUUUGCCUUUUUCUGGCAGAGCAUGUAACUCAAAAGAAAAUAAUGUAAACGUUUUGGGGGUUAAGGUUGUGGACAGAGCCCUUUUAUCAAAGAAUUUAAAGGGGCAAGCAGGUAGUAACAAUAACUGCAAGAAACUGCUUUCUGCUGUCCCUGUCUUGAUUGACUUAUCGUUGACUUUUAUAGGGGGUAUUUGAGUUUGCUUUGAUCAAGUAGCAGGGACAGACCAUUCCCUGAAUGUUUAUUGCAUUAUCACAGUUUUUAGUAGUCUGGAAUAGAGGUGCUAGAAGAGAAAGUGUUCAUAAAUGUAUUACAAAACAUCCAUUAUAGGGUCUCUCCAGAUCCAUAAAUCAAUUCAGCUUGUCAAAGUGCUUUUAUGAUGAAUUUUAUUUUGGUUUGGUUUUUCUUUCAAUUUCUACUCUUCUCUCCGAAGUGGAGACCAAUAGAAAAUCGCACCCUUAUACAUUUACACACCCAUGGCUGUCAGAUAACCGGUCCUGUUACUUCCUGCUGGUUUAACGUGUUGAAGAUCAACCUAAGAGGCUGGCAAUUGCUCACAUACCUGCAUUCCAAAGGCUUCAUUGGGAAGUCUGG
Messenger RNA from Pelobates cultripes (western spadefoot toad), 17483 nucleotides. The record is from the annotation of a GenBank genome assembly. NCBI's taxonomy places the organism in Eukaryota, Metazoa, Chordata, Amphibia, Anura, Pelobatidae.